AAUAACAAAAGUCAUAUUGCAGAAAUAUUUUUAAAAUAAUCUUAUUUAAUGAGGAUAAAUUAAAUAAUAGAAUUUAGUUGAAAACAGAUGUGAACAAAGUGUUAUCAGUUGGAGAUUUCCAACAAAAAAUAAUCUAGACCUUGAGCUGUAGCCUCAAAGGACGUAAAAAGACACGAAGAAAGUGAUAGCCGUGUUCUAGUGAAAAUGAUGUACUCACCUGACAAGAUGAUGGGAAGUAAAGGUCUCCACGGGACACCUAUAUCAGCACCUGGUUGCUUUCCUUCCGGAAGAUAUUCACCACCUUCCUAUCGUACAGCACCAGAUCCAAUGCCACCACCGCCGCCGCCAAGACGAUGUAUGCCAAAUCCACCGAGUCGAAUACUUGACGAUGCCUCCAUAAUGUGCAAUUCAUGGUCGCCAAGGCAUAACGGUGAUUUAUUUGGUGGCUUGAAUAGUGGACUUCAGGAUGGAUUGCUUUCACGAGCAGAAGCUUUAGCUGCAGAUCUUGGGAAGCACAAUGCUGGCACACCAAUGCCAUUAAAGCAUGAUCCUGUAUCUGUUUACCACCAUGGAGCUCAUAUGCCUAGUCCACAUCCCAAUAAUCGGCCGCACCAUCAGGUACAAUCACACCUGUUUAUGAGUCAUCCAGGGAUGGAGAGUCUGGAUAUGUUGGAUCCAGCCAAUUCCAUGACGACGUUAACUCCAAUGUCUGAAGGAGGUGGAGGUGGAGGAGGAGCACCAGGUCAUCACGGUGGUAUCCAUGGGCCAUCAGUUUACGGUGGAAUGAAUGGUAUGAUGAGCCAUCAUCAUCAUGCAAAUAUUGCAGGAAGUGUUCCUCAUCCCCAUCACCACCCAGCAAUGGCUGCGGCUGCUGCGGCUGCAGCUGCAGCUGGACUUCAUCCGGAUGCUGACACAGACCCUCGUGAGCUCGAAGCUUUUGCUGAGAGGUUUAAGCAGAGACGCAUCAAACUUGGAGUAACCCAAGCGGAUGUGGGGAAAGCAUUGGCAAAUCUGAAGCUACCAGGUGUAGGAGCAUUAUCCCAAUCGACGAUAUGUCGUUUUGAAUCUCUUACUCUUUCACAUAACAACAUGAUCGCGUUGAAACCUAUUCUUCAAGCAUGGUUAGAAGAAGCUGAAGCACAAGCUAAAAAUAAAAGACGUGAUCCAGAUGCUCCAUCGGUUUUACCUGCUGGAGAAAAAAAACGAAAACGUACAAGUAUUGCUGCACCGGAAAAACGCUCAUUGGAAGCGUUUUUUGCAGUGCAACCACGACCUUCAGGUGAAAAAAUAGCAGCGAUUGCUGAGAAGCUUGAUUUGAAGAAAAAUGUUGUGAGGGUUUGGUUUUGUAAUCAACGGCAAAAGCAAAAACGUAUGAAAUUUGCCGCUCAACAUUGACCAGAGAGCAGCUUGUGACAACAAAACUGACUAUACCCUCCACCACCUUCGACCACCAAUCUGGAGCCAAAACCUGAGCCUCUCAAUGAGUAUCAAGGAUGGCCAUAGGUGAAACAUUAAUAGUCGAAUGAUCUGGUGGUGGUGGUGGUAAAUGAGAUUGUUGUCGCAGCCUCAAAUCGUUUAAUUGUAAUAAAAUAAUUGAUCAAGAAAUAUCAUAAGAAGACAGCUUAAAAAAUCUUGAUUUAGAGUUAGAAAAUGAAACUUGAAUGCUCUUAGUGAACAAUUCAGUGCAGAGUUGAUGAAAGAAAGUGAUUAUUUUGAAAGACAAUUGUUGAUAAAGAUUUAAGUAAAAGUAAUAAUUGAUAAUUAAUGAAUUAAUUAAUAAUAAUAAGUAAAAUAAAAUAGUUUGAGAAGAGAGAGAUGAUAGUUUCCUCCCUCCGUCUGUCUUGCCUUUCACUCUCUCUCUCUCUCUUUUAUUUUAUUCUUCAUCUCCAUUUCUCCCUCUCGUUUUCUUUACAUCAUUCUUCUCCCAAUGCAGGAAAACACUCGCGGUCAAAUCGAUCAAACAUAUAACCCACUUACUCGUCCAUAGAGUCAUUUUAUACACAAACGACAGACAGGUUGGGUUAACUAAAAUACAAAGCUCGAUGAGCAAAAUAAAAGCUCACUAUCCCUUUCCCAUCAUAACUACCGGAAGUUACAGAAAAAUGUAUCUCCAAGUUAAAAUAAAAAAAAAACUGAUAAAAAAAUAGAAUAAACGCGCAUUACAGACUGACAGAAAUAUUAUUCCCACGCUCUUUUCUUUGCUUUAUAAACUCUAAACCUUUGGAAAAAAAACAGACGGAUGUACGAGGAAGCAUUUAUAUAUGUAUUUUGCAUAUAUAUAUAGAUAUAUACAUAAACGUAAAAUUACACAUUAAUAUUAACAAUCAUUUGGAAAAAAGUACAACUGAAAAAAAAAUAAAGAGAGUGGAGGAAAAUAACCUUUGGAAAAUAAGGAAGUUUGAAAAUUUUAAUAAAAAUAAAAGAAAAUGAAAAUUAAAAAUUUAAACAAUAUGUAUUUGUUAUAUUAGACU
Molecule: messenger RNA, 2471 nt
Organism: Chelonus insularis
Lineage: Eukaryota; Metazoa; Arthropoda; Insecta; Hymenoptera; Braconidae
Gene: acj6
Product: abnormal chemosensory protein 6
Exons: 4
Coding region: 205-1395 (396 amino acids)
Biological process (GO): regulation of transcription by RNA polymerase II
Molecular function (GO): RNA polymerase II cis-regulatory region sequence-specific DNA binding; DNA-binding transcription factor activity, RNA polymerase II-specific
Source: RefSeq, a predicted model, not a curated record